CCUGUAUGUACAAGAAUAAUGCAACGUUUGCGAAUUUUUGAUAUAGUUUAUUGUUUAAUGUUUUGGCUUGCUGGCAAUUUCGCGAUUUCAAUAAUUAAAAUGCAAAAUUUACAUUUAAUUGACCCGUAUUCUCUAGUAGUUUAGGUUGUCGUAAUAUAAUCUUGAAUAAGAAGCAUCUUUUUGUGAAAAAUGAGAAAGUUACUGUUCAUUGCAUUAUUAAUGUUGUCCUUACUCUCAUUACUCAAAGCGAAUCCAUUUGAUACCAUAAUCAGUAGUGACAUCAGUCAUAAAACUUUAGACGAACUGGAAACAAGCAAACAAAUUUCUGAUUCGGAAACAUCCAAAACCGAAGAAAAUAUCGAAACCGAACAAAAAACCGACGAUAAUAAAGGCGAAGAUGAAUUGGAAGAUGAAGAAGAAACGAAUGACGUUCCAAAUCUACCCGACAAACCUUCGCUGUUAGACAAACUGAAGGGGAACAAGAACAAAGACGAGGGCAGCAGUCAAGAAGAAUCAGAGCCGAUUCCGUGCACUUGCGGAGUUUUCUUGAGCGGACAGUUUAAGAAAGGGUCGAAGAAGCAACCCAAGGGGAUGCCGGUUUUGACACAGGAAAUGGACACCUCUUUUAUGAAUAAUGCAGUGGGCAACCGCCAGUGUACGAACAAGUGCUUAGAACUGAUCAUCAAACACCUGCCGAAGAGCAAUGAAAUUAUUUGUGCCACGGUUGAGAGGGAACACGUUUACAAGGAGAGAGCUUACCUAUUCGUGAAAAACCACAGUGACAAAUGGCACGGAACAAAUCUAUCUGCUGGAAGGGAAUAUUGUUGUAGAGAUUAUGUGUCUUAUAAAUGCCCUGUCGGUUAACAAUAAUUAUUGUAGAUUUCUUACUUUUAAUAUAACAUAAUGAAAAC
Molecule: messenger RNA, 911 nt
Organism: Psylliodes chrysocephalus
Lineage: Eukaryota; Metazoa; Arthropoda; Insecta; Coleoptera; Chrysomelidae
Source: the annotation of a GenBank genome assembly